Messenger RNA from Plasmodium adleri (nom. inval.), 540 nucleotides. Its product is annotated as plasmoredoxin. Bases 1 to 540 code for a protein of 179 amino acids. The record is from RefSeq and is a predicted model, not a curated record. The transcript has a single exon. NCBI's taxonomy places the organism in Eukaryota, Apicomplexa, Aconoidasida, Haemosporida, Plasmodiidae.
AUGGCGUGCCAAGUUGAUAACCCUCCUAAAACAUACCCAAAUGAUAAAACAGCUGAAUAUGAAAAGUACGCAAAUUAUAUGAACUAUCUAUAUUAUUAUAAAAAUAAUGAAUUAAAAAAAAUCGAUUCAUCUUAUUUUAAGGAUAAAUAUUUAGGAUUAUUUUUUGGAGCUUCAUGGUGUAAAUACUGUGUAACAUUUAUAGAUAGCUUAAAUAUUUUUAAAAAGAACUUUCCAAAUGUUGAAAUUAUAUAUAUACCAUUUGAUAGAACAUAUCAAGAUUACCUUUCCUUUUUAAAAAAUACAAACUUUUAUGCUUUACCUUUUGAUAAUUAUUUAUAUAUAUGUAAAAAGUAUCAAAUAAAAAAUCUACCCUCCUUCAUGUUAAUUUCACCUAAUAAUAAUAUACUAGUAAAGGAUGCAGCACAAUUAAUUAAAACAGAUGCAUAUAUAAAUAACCUAAAAUCAUUAAUUAAAAAUUAUAUAAUACAUCCAAAAACAUUUCAAUAUAAUAAUCGCUUUUUUGAUUUGUUUCAUAAUUGA